AUGAUGUCUGGUGAUGCUUUUUCACUACCCUCUUCACUAGCAGGGUUUGCUCAAGAGCAGAAUAAUGCAAACCCUAACUCUAAACCUAAUCCUAAUUCAGUGGCGGCCAAGAGGAAAAGAAAUUUACCCGGAACACCAGAUCCAGAUGCUGAGGUUAUUGCUUUAUCUCCAAAGACUCUCAUGGCUACAAACCGGUUCAUAUGUGAAAUAUGCAAUAAAGGAUUUCAAAGAGACCAAAACUUGCAACUUCACCGAAGAGGUCACAAUCUUCCAUGGAAGCUAAAGCAAAGGACCAACAAAGAGGUACGAAAGAAGGUCUAUAUUUGUCCAGAAAAGACCUGCGUUCACCACGAUCCAUCUAGAGCUCUCGGAGACCUAACUGGCAUAAAGAAGCACUUUAGCCGAAAACAUGGGGAGAAGAAGUGGAAAUGUGAGAAAUGCUCAAAGAAGUAUGCAGUUCAAUCAGACUGGAAAGCUCACUCCAAGACCUGUGGGACUAGAGAGUAUAAAUGUGACUGUGGGACUUUAUUUUCCAGGAAAGAUAGCUUUAUCACACACAGAGCCUUUUGUGAUGCCUUAGCUGAAGAAAGUGCAAGAAUCACUUCAGUUCCAGCAACAAAUCUAAAUUUCAGAAAUGAUACAGUAAAUUUGCCUCAUGGUUAUCCUAACCGCCCGGGAGCUCCAGAUAUCGGAGGCAUUCCCCAAUUCGGUGCAGGUUUUGGACCUGAUUUCAGUGGCAUGACUCCAGGAAAUUCUCUUGGAGCUGAUCAACAAAAGCCUGGACUUUCUCUGUGGCUAGAUCAGGCUAAUUCACAGAUGAGUCCCAAUUCAAAUCUUUACGUGCCUUCGAGUUCUAGUGGUUUGCCUGAGUUGGUGCACAUGGGAUCAGCCAAUCUCUAUGGUUCAUCAUCCACAGGCAAUUUUGGGAAUUUAACCUUAUCUGGACUGCCUCAUGGGCUAAAGGAAGAAGGUAGUAACAAAGCAAAUAUGGUGGAUACAUCAGCUUCUUUGUAUUCUGAUAGUAUUCAAAACAAGCAAUCAAAGCCGACUGCAGUGCCUAUGUCUGCCACUGCACUUCUACAAAAGGCAGCUCAAAUGGGUUCUACAAGAAGCAAUCAAUCUUUCUUUGGCAACAGUUAUGGACUAAUGAGCUCUUCUUCUUCUUCUCCUACAACAAACCCCAUCUCUCUCAACCAGAAUCCAAACGAGCUACACCAAGUCUUUCAAAAUGUUAAGCAACAAGCCGAGAGGCUAACAAGAACAAAUAGUGUUGCAAUGAGUGAUGAAAUGAUGGGUGCAUCAAGCAAUCUUGAUCGACUUGUGAUGCAAACAAGUGGAAAGCUACAAAAUGACUCGACUCAGUUGAAGCUUCAAAGGGGUUCAAAUUCUAUCGAGAGCGGUUUAACAAGAGAUUUUCUUGGUAUGAGUAGUGAAUCCGGUCGUCCAUUUUCACCACAAGACUUAGCUAAGUUUGCUUCAAUUAGAGGCCAGACCGAUAGCCUACAAAGAUGGAAGGGAAGUGGGGAAUUUUUGCACGAUGGCAAGCCUGGGUUUGAACCACUAACCAGCUGUAAACCUCUCUCCUAA
Dovyalis caffra is the source of this 1587-nucleotide messenger RNA. The record is from the annotation of a GenBank genome assembly. Lineage: Eukaryota; Viridiplantae; Streptophyta; Magnoliopsida; Malpighiales; Salicaceae.